This is a messenger RNA of Talaromyces proteolyticus, 1272 nucleotides long. RefSeq names its product Endonuclease/exonuclease/phosphatase. Lineage: Eukaryota; Fungi; Ascomycota; Eurotiomycetes; Eurotiales; Trichocomaceae. The transcript has 2 exons. The record is from RefSeq and is a predicted model, not a curated record. Gene Ontology annotation, molecular function: phosphatidylinositol-4,5-bisphosphate 5-phosphatase activity. The coding region runs from base 1 to 1272 and encodes 423 amino acids. Gene Ontology annotation, biological process: phosphatidylinositol dephosphorylation.
AUGGAGGACCUACACUUCUACAUCCUGACCUUCAACUGUGCCCGCAACCUGAUUCACCGUGAGCGGUUCGCCGCGCAUCUCUUCGAUGUGCUCCCGCCAUCAAAAGCCGCGCCAGAGGUUCUAGUUCUCAACCUCCAAGAAAUCGCACCCAUCGCAUAUGGAUUUCUCGGCGGAUCAUUUAUCGAUCCAUACGUGGAUGCCUUUAACGAUGCAGUCAAUGCGGCAUGCAAGAUCCGCUGGCCUCGCGAGGAGGUCAAGUACGUCAAUCAUGUAACAAACAACUGCGGCCUAACCGUGCUCCUCGUCUUUGUGCGAUCCGACGUAGCAGACCGUAUCUCCUGGACGGAUACUGCAGAAGUCGGAGUCGGGGUGCAGGAAAUGGGGAAUAAGGGCGCCGUCGGCGCGCGAUUGGGCUAUUCAUACAGCUCGGAUGAGACUGUCGAUUUCACUUUUGUAGCUGCACAUAUCGCGCCUAUGGAGGAUGCGUAUCAUCGGAGGAAUCAGGAUUGGAGGAGUAUUGUUGAACGGCUAGUGUUCACAAAGGGAAGUCCUGGUAGAGGCGAGAUUGAUGACAGGGACGAGGACACGGCUCGACUCUUGCAAGAAGAGAGAAAUAGUGGCCAAUCAAGCAUGUACACGCCCAGAUCACAUCUUUUUUUCGCCGGGGACUUGAACUACCGCACAUCAGAUGUGCCGCCGGCGAUCAAAGACUACGCACGCUUCCCUCAGCCUGAUGCGGCUCCGGAAGAUGCAGCUCAUUACUCUCGAUUACUUACAAACGAUCAACUAACGCGAGAAAGACGCGCGAAACGAACCCUUUAUGGGCUAUCCGAAGCAGCCAUCAACUUUCCACCUACUUACAAGUAUUCCUACCAAGCCCAAUUGGCGGCCCUGGAAGAUAAAGAGCCCACGGUAUGGCAGUGGUCGAAACACCGUUGGCCAAGCUGUGUCCAGGUUCAUGGGUACAAUGCAUUGCCUCUCUUUCCAACCUCGGAUCACCGUGCAGUCGCGCUCGCAGUAACAGUUCCGCUAAAGCCGAUUCCUCGGCCACCGCCUUCAUCGUUCGACGAUGAUGUGCGAGUUAAUCCGCCAUUCUCUAUUGAUCCGAAUUGGAAGAGCAGGAGAGUGUCGGCGAGGGUGAAGGAGGCGGUAGUUGGCGGGCUUGCAUAUCUAGUGCUAACACGAGAAGGCAAUGGGUUCUUACUGGCGGCGGCCAUUGGAAUGUUUGGUGGCUGGUUUGUGCUUCAAUCGCUUGUUAUGGGAGAUGCGUGA